Clupea harengus (Atlantic herring) is the source of this 1300-nucleotide messenger RNA. RefSeq names its product transcription factor Jun. Gene Ontology annotation, molecular function: DNA-binding transcription factor activity, RNA polymerase II-specific; RNA polymerase II cis-regulatory region sequence-specific DNA binding; transcription factor binding. Gene Ontology annotation, biological process: regulation of cell population proliferation; regulation of cell cycle; regulation of transcription by RNA polymerase II. Gene Ontology annotation, cellular component: transcription regulator complex. The record is from RefSeq and is a predicted model, not a curated record. NCBI's taxonomy places the organism in Eukaryota, Metazoa, Chordata, Actinopteri, Clupeiformes, Clupeidae.
AUGGAAGCCACAUUCUAUGACGAGUCUCUCAACGCACCCGUGCCUCCGCAACAAAAAAAUGUUGGAUUUGGAUAUAAUGCUAAAGCGCUAAAGCUGAACAUGACUCUAGAUCUUAAUGAUCCUAUGAAACACUUAAAGCCGCACCUUCGCGCCAAGGCAGUGGACUUACUGACAUCACCCGACGUUGGGUUGCUUAAACUGACCUCGCCGGAAUUGGAGCGUCUGAUAGUACAGUCUUGCAAUAGUUUGACAACGCCGACUCCAUCUCAGUUCAUCUCUUCCAAAAAUGCCACCGAUGAGCAGGAGGGCUUUGCAGAAGGCUUUGUCAAGGCACUUGAGGAGCUACAUCAUCAACAACACAUGCCCGUUAUGGAUUCCUCGGGUCAGGGGAUGCCCACAUCCACCAACAUGGCACCUGUGACCUCAGAUCAGGGAAACGUAUCGUUGAACAAUAAUUUGCGAGUGGAUCCACCAGAAUACUCGAGCCUGGGUUCCCUCGGCCGCGCACCUGCCUACGCCGACUCCAACUCCAUUGUGAAUUACGCAGCUAUGUCCCCGCAACACGCACCAGGCCUUCGAGUGUCAUGCCAACACCCGCUACAGCAGGCGUACAAAGACGAGCCACAGCGAGUUCCUGAUAUGAACGGCGAGACCCCUCCCAUGUCUCCAAUUGACAUGGAGAACCAAGAGCGGAUCAAAGCAGAGCGAAAGCGCUUGAGAAACAGGGUGGCCGCGUCAAAGUGCCGGAAAAGAAAGCUCGAGCGACUCUCGAGACUGGAAGAAAAAGUGAAAUUCCUAAAAACUCAGAACACAGAGUUGUGCUCAACAGCUAACAUACUGCGAGACGAGGUGGCGCAGCUCAAACUAAGGGUCAUGGAUCAUGUAAACAGCGGCUGCCAUCUCAUGUUGACGCAGCGGAUAAAAGCUUUCUGAGCGGGACUGUGAACAUUUCAUGGACUUAUAGACAAUGUGUUUUUGGAGAUAGCCAAGUAUUUAACGUAGCACUUAAAAAUCUUCAGCACAUAGAUUGGGUUUCCUCCAUUUCCUUAUAGCCUAGUCAUAAACUGCAAUGACAUCUCGAAAGUGUAUUCUCUUGAACAUUUGACCUUGUCACCAGCAAACUUCUGCAGUAGGCAUUCUGAUUUUCCUGGUUAGAGGGGAAAAUAACUAACCACAUGAAAAGCCGAUUCGUUUCUGAUUGUAGAAAUUUCAUGUUGGGUCGGGCGUUUGGAACUGAUAAUCUUACAAUGCUGAACUUUUGUUUACAAUUUUGUUAAUAAAAGAAUAAUCCGACACUGAA